This is a messenger RNA of Ostrinia nubilalis (European corn borer), 3015 nucleotides long. It is a transcript of the gene DNAlig3, whose product is annotated as DNA ligase 3. Bases 201 to 2969 code for a protein of 922 amino acids. Gene Ontology annotation, biological process: double-strand break repair; DNA biosynthetic process; lagging strand elongation. NCBI's taxonomy places the organism in Eukaryota, Metazoa, Arthropoda, Insecta, Lepidoptera, Crambidae. Gene Ontology annotation, cellular component: DNA ligase III-XRCC1 complex; nucleus. The transcript has 4 exons. Gene Ontology annotation, molecular function: ATP binding; zinc ion binding; DNA ligase (ATP) activity. The record is from RefSeq and is a predicted model, not a curated record.
CAAUGACAAAUAUGCCAUGAUGAUGGAGUGUGUUGUCUCCUCCUCAACGUGUUUUUGUUUGUUUUGAUUGAAAAUGUAGAAGAUAAUACACAAUGUUGCACAUGUAAAAUUAUUUCAAUAAACAAUAAUGUGAGAACGUAUUGUGAAAAAGUGACAGUGAUAACGUAACUUUCCUAGACCGACAAAAGGAUUCUUGUAAAAUGACGGAAUCUAUACCUUUUUUCGUUGAUCGUGCAAAAGGAGGCCGGGCGUCGUGCAAAGGUUGUAAAGGUAACUGUCCUAGUGGCGAGCUUCGUAUGGCAAAAGUGGUUCCAAGUCCUUACGGAGAAAACCAGCAAAUGAAGUCAUGGUACCACAUCGAUUGUCUAAUGAAUAUCCUUCUGAAGCAGCGGCCUACGACGAAGCGCAUAGAUUCAAUAGACGACAUCGGAAACUGGCAAACUUUGAGCAAAGAUGACCAAGAGUUCAUACUUAAAAAGAUUAAUGAAAUGGAAAAAGUUUACGCUGAGAAAAACAGUGGAAAAUACACAGCAAAAGUUUUGAAAAAUGAAUCGCCAUUUCACGCCAAUACUUCCAAUUCUUCCAACGUAUCUAGUCCAGGUAAUGCUAAAAAAGGUGUCAGUGAUACCAAAAAAGACGUCAAAACAGAUGAUGACAAGUUUUCUACAUUUUUCUCAUUAUGCAAGAAAAUAUCCAGGGUCGAUGCAUACACGGAUAAAACUUCAACAGUCAAUAACUUCUUUAGAAAAGGCACUGAUGGGAACUCUUUCAAAGGAGAUUUAGCAUUGUGGUGUAAAUUACUAUUACCUCAGGUUACAAAAAGGGUGUACAAUUUAAAAAGCAAGCAGCUAGUCAAGUUAUUUUCAAGAAUAUUCGGCUGUGAUCAUGAUGACAUGCUAACUCAUCUAGAGCAAGGAGACGUUGCUCAAACUAUUCAGCAUUACUUUUCACGGUCCAAAACGAUACAACCAGCAACCGAUAGUACAUUAACUAUUCAUGACGUUGAAAACUUCCUUGAAGAACUAUCACGGCUAACUAGAGAAGAGGAGCAAAUAUAUCAAUUCAAGAAAAUAGUAAGAAAAUGUACUUCAGAUGAUAUAUUAAUGUUGAUUCGGUUGAUAAAAGGUGAUCUUCGAAUAAAUGCUGGCCCAAAGCAUAUUUUAGAUGGAGUUCACCCUGACGCUUACAAUGUAUUUCAAACUUCACGUGAUUUGAAUAUGGUUUUAGAUAGAGUUAUGAAAGACAACACUGGAGUUAAGCAUAAAGAUGCUACGCAGAAAAGUGUACAGGCUACAUUGGUGUUGAUGACCCCUGUAUUGCCCAUGUUGGCUGAAGCCUGUAAAUCUGUUGAGAUGGCCAUGAAAAAAUGUCCUAACGGAAUGUUUUCAGAGAUCAAGUAUGAUGGAGAAAGAGUCCAAGUACACAAACAGGGCAGUGAAUUCAAGUAUUUCUCCAGAGCUUUGAAACCAGUAAUGCCUCAUAAAGUGAGUCAUUUUAAAGAUUACCUGCCAAAGGCAUUCCCAGAAGGCGUUGACAUGAUAUUGGACGCAGAGGUGUUGAUGGUUGAUGUAAAAACUGGGAAACCGUUACCGUUUGGUACAUUAGGCAUACACAAGCAAUCCAAAUUUAAGGAUGCUCAAGUAUGUUUAUUUGUGUUUGAUUGUUUAUAUUAUAACGGAAAAGUUUUAAUAGAUCUGCCUAUUAGGAAGAGGAGGCAGAUUCUUCAUGAUCAUAUGGUUGAAGUUCAAAACCAUGUUAUGUUCUCAGAACAGCAGUUGAUUAAAAAACCAGCUGAUUUGGCAAAAAUGAUUGCAGAGGUACUACAAUUAGGUCUUGAGGGCCUAGUGUUAAAAGACUUGGAGUCAACCUAUGAGCCAGGCAAAAGACAUUGGCUGAAGGUCAAGAAGGACUAUUUGUUUGAUGGAGCUAUGGCUGACACAGCAGACCUUGUGGUACUUGGAGCUUGGUUUGGCACUGGUAAAAAGGGUGGAAUGAUGUCAGUAUUCCUUAUGGGCUGUUUGGACACAAAACGUAACAUAUGGGUAACAGUAACCAAAGUUCACACAGGCCAUGACGACAGUACGUUAGAAAGACUACAAAAAGAACUAGGGCCGCUUAUGACUAAAAUAUCUCAGGAAUAUAAUAGGGUACCUAAUUGGUUGGACUGCAAUAAAGGAAUGGUACCCGAUUUUGUUGCUUUGGACCCCAAGAACCAACCUGUUUGGGAGAUCACAGGCACAGAGUUAACUAAAGCAAACCUACAUACAGCUGAUGGGAUAUCGGUUCGAUUCCCUAGAGUGACGCGGAUAAGAGAUGACAAAGACUGGAAAACAGCUACCUCAUUAGAAGAACUGAAGCACUUAUACAAAACGUCUAAAGAAAAGACCGAUGUGUCUCUUCUUAACAAAUUGGCAGACGUAGCGUCUGAUACUUCUACAUCUGAACCACCCAAAAAGAAACCAAAAGAAAGCACUAAAAAUAAGAAAAUGGACGACUUCAUCACAAAAGAAAAAUCGCCUAAACAGAAGAAGGUAAAGAAAGAAGAUUUAGACAGUUCUAAUGACAAAUCUGAGACUAGAAGUGAGGACAGUUGUAAUACAAGUUUCGAGGACAAUGACUCCAAAGAAAAUGUUAAGUGCGAGUUGUUCCCUGAAAAUCCAUUGCCUGAUCCUUUCAAAGAUAAAAGAUUGGGCUUCUAUCCAGACUUUUUGAGCUUUUCCGAAAAGGAGAGAUGGCAUUUUGAGAGGCAUUGGAUAGGAUAUGGAGGUACGAUUGUCAAAUCUAUCAGAUCAACAGAUGUUGAUUACCUGGUUCACAGUGAAGACGUAAUUAGGUUAAAAAAGAUGCAAAAAUUAAAAAAUAAAAUGUCCGAUGGCGUGAGACAUGUUAAUAAAUAUUGGUUAAUCAAAUGCAUCAAUGAUGUAGAAUUGCAUGAUACUGCAAAAUAUCCAGUUUAUAUUGAACCAUAAAUCGAAUGUUAAUAAGUAUUUUUUUACUGAAUCUCUAUGUGAUCGA